AUGCCUGGUGAUGCAACCAAGGUGUUCCCAACAUGUUGCAAAAGCUGCGCGUACCUCAAGAAAGAGCGGGGCGUAUGUGGUCAUGACAUUGAUUGCGAUAUCCGUGCCAAUGAGGCUGUUUGCCCACCUUGGUACUGGAAGUCUGCAACAACAUGGCCAGAAAACUUUCACGAAGAAGUCGGCGGAGCCUAUGUGAAAGAGAUGGGCACGAAGAUUCUCCAACGCAGACUUCCUGAUUGGGAAGUGGUUCAAUGUCAGCGGAUUGAAGAUGCGGUUUUAUGGGAAAAGUACACCGCCAAGCGGGCACAGCUUCGAGACAAAUCUGUCACCUGUGCACAUGUCGAGCCAGAAACCGCUGAAAGCAUUCAAUUCUCUGCCAACACCACAUUGGACCACAAAGUCAAUGAAGUGUGGUUGUUGCACGGUACAUCAGAAGAAGCUGCCAAAGCAAUUUCGCGAAGCAACUUCAUGCCCAGCAGCGGGGGAUGCUUUGGAUCUGGUAUAUACUUCGCAGACGAUGCCAAAAAAAGCACUCAAUAUGCAAAAGGCCGAACAGACGAUGACUGCAAAAUCAUGCUGCUAUGCAGGGUCACAUUGGGCAAUGUGAAGGUUUUACCAAAAGGGCAGGAUCGAACUGCCGAUCGCUUCGCGGAUGACCCAGAUGUAGACUCGAUACUGGGUUUGACGGACACGCGUGAGUUCGUCGUGUAUGACACUUCGCAAAUAUAUCCGGAGUACAUUAUGCAUUACAAAGAGUCCAGCAAGCUGACAUGA
Symbiodinium natans is the source of this 774-nucleotide messenger RNA. The record is from the annotation of a GenBank genome assembly. Lineage: Eukaryota; Dinophyceae; Suessiales; Symbiodiniaceae.